AUGGAUCGGCAGGAGGAGAGACGAGCGCAUCUCGCAUUAGCAAAUCGAGUCCGAGAGUUGGAGGCCCAAUUGGCCUCGGCAAGGCAGCCCCAAGCACACGAAGCCAUCUCCCCCAGCAGCCAUGGCGGCGGCCCGUCUUCCCCAGCCCACGCCAUUGCUCAGCCAUUGCAUGCUAAUGGCGGAGGUCUGAACUCGGACGGUGCGGCUGAGUCAACGGCUGAUGCCAUAGCUACCGGCCUCUUUGAUGAUCAACCUGGGAAUACCGACAUUGGCUACUUUGGUGCCAGCUCAAAUCACGCAUUCUUUUGGUCCUUGACAUCGUCCUUGGACGAGCUCAGUAGGAAGCAGCCUGGGCGACAGAAUCUUCCUCCUCGACAGGUCGGCGCAAGUGAAGGGCCAAGACGGCUACCGUUGCCACCCCUUAAAAUGGUGACGGCGGAACAACAACCGCGGCCUCAGCAGGACUCAUUCCCUGGACGCAAAACUGCCAUUGGCUGGGUUAACAUAUUCUUUGACACAGUGGCGCCCGCUCUCCCCUUUGUCGACAAGUUAAUGUUGGUUCGGGAAAUCGACCUUGUUGAUUCGCGGACCGGUACUUGGCAAUCUUGCCCUUCCAACACCCAGGCUUUGAUGAGCAUUGUCUUUGCCCAUGCACUGGCGAUAUCCGAAGACGGAACGGCGGAGCCGUUUUAUCGCCGGGCUUUGGACCUGUUGGACGAGAAAGGUCUCUGUUUGCCGACUACUGAGGCCCUCCAGGCGCUGCUAUUGCUGGCGAGUUUUCAGCAAAACAGUCAACGGGCACAAGAGAGCAUCACUACUCACUUUCGUGCCGUAAAAGCCGCAUAUCAGCUUGGUGUUCACUCGCCGUCUUCGUACGGUCGGUUUGGAAGCAAGGACAAGGAGCUGCGAUCCGUACUUUGGUUUGCAGUUGUAAAUGAAGACCGAUUAAUUGGGUCUGGUCUCGGCCGCCCAUUUCUCGUACCUGCCCAACAUAUCCAGACGAAGCUGAAGGAUCUGAUGAGUAACGGACACCAACGACCGGGGGACCAUUUUGCAUUCGGACGGUCGAGUCUCCAUUACUUUCUACAUUCAACAAAACUUCAUGAGAUUAUCGGCAGUGUAGUGGACGCCAUGCACAACUCAAACAUUACGUCGACUCACGACCUCACCUUGAGUGAGCUUGUACCACGUGUCAUGGAAUCGCUGCGGCAGCUAGAGAACCUGGGAAAAGAUGCAUCACGCUACACAUUAGUGUCGAACCAGACUGCUGACACAUGGCUGGCCACUGACCUCGAUGAACAGAGGUAUACAAUACUGAGCUCGUUGCAUCGUUACCGCGUCGACAUGCUCGUCAAUGCCCCGCUGCUAUUAGCGGUCCUACGGCAUGUCUCAACUACGGACGAUCCAAGCGACUCGGAUCUCUACGUCCAGGUUGCCGUGUCCAUUCUACAGGCGUACUUGCAGAAGAUCAACGACUUUCACAACCUUCUUUGCUCCAUCCUGAGGAUCCAGCCGUCGUUUCUGAGGCGCAAUGCCGUAUGGUGGCUGUGCAACUACAUGAGGAUGACGAGCCCAGAAAUCGAAAAUCUAAUGCGGCGAGCUUUGGAUACGCUACGAUUGGUGGGAGGGACCAGCAUCAUGAGCCGGAAGGCUCACCGCUGCUUGCAGCGAUACCUUGACUCCUUCACCAGAGAUGGGGAGGUGCAGAGCCAGAUUAGCCUCGAUGCUUCUGUGGUCUCACACUCGGAGACUACCAGACCUUGGCCUUAUGGUCUGACCCCUGAAGACAUGUCUGCCGCUGGCGGCAUGGUAUGGAACAGCAGCGUGGACGAGCUUAUGACGGGUAUGAGGGCGGAAGACUUUCUUGGAGAGGACGUGUUUGCCAUGAGUUUCAAUAUUAGUGAUUUUGAUGCCACGGGGUUCAUUUGA
This is a messenger RNA of Metarhizium album ARSEF 1941, 1929 nucleotides long. RefSeq lists its product as uncharacterized. Gene Ontology annotation, biological process: positive regulation of transcription from RNA polymerase II promoter by galactose; DNA-templated transcription. The record is from RefSeq and is a predicted model, not a curated record. The coding region runs from base 1 to 1929 and encodes 642 amino acids. Gene Ontology annotation, cellular component: nucleus. NCBI's taxonomy places the organism in Eukaryota, Fungi, Ascomycota, Sordariomycetes, Hypocreales, Clavicipitaceae. The transcript is spliced from 8 exons. Gene Ontology annotation, molecular function: DNA-binding transcription factor activity, RNA polymerase II-specific; RNA polymerase II cis-regulatory region sequence-specific DNA binding; zinc ion binding.